UAUCUAAUGGGUCCAAACUAAUAAUUAGACAUUGGAAAAGUGACUAUUGAAUGAGAUAUUGUCCCCAACCAUAAAUGCAGAACCACAAAAACAAGCACAACAAUAUCAUUGAUCAGGAAGAGAACAUGAAGCACUAUAUGCUUGUUCACGGCGGUUGCAACGGCGCAUGGUGCUGGUACAAAGUCAAACCGGUGCUAGAAGAUUCAGGGCACCGUGUGACCGUUGUUGAUCUCACGGCUUCUGGUUUGAACAUGAGCAGAGUGGAAGAAAUUCAGACUUUGGAGGAUUACACUAAGCCAUUGCUCGAGGUUCUUGAGUCGCUUGGUCCGGAGGAUAAGGUUAUCCUCGUCGCGCAUAGCCUUGGAGGGAUAUCGGUUGCUCUUGCAGCCGACAUGUUUCCUAGUAAGAUCUCUGUUUCUGUCUUCAUAACCUCUUUCAUGCCCGAUACAACGAAUCCACCUUCUUACGUUUUCGAAAAGUUUCUCGGAAGUGUUUUGGAAGAAGACCGGAUGAAUAUGGAGUUCGGGACAUAUGGUACACAUGAUCGUCCUCUAACCACUAUUCUUCUUGGAACAAAGUUCUUAGCCAAGAAGAUGUAUCAUCUCUCUCCGGUCGAAGAUUUUGAAUUGGCCAAAACAUUGGUGAGAGUUGGACCGGUGGUUACCAGCAAUCUGACGGGUACAAGAAGCUUAACGGAGGAAGGAUAUGGUUCAGUUACUCGUGUGUACAUUGUAUGCCAAGAGGACAAGGGUUUAACCGAAGAAUUCCAGCGAUGGAUAAUCGAGAACUCUCCGGUUGAAGAAGUGAUGGAGAUCAAAGAUGCAGAUUAUAUGCCAAUGUUCUCAAAGCCACUUGAACUGUGUGAUCAUCUUUUAAAGAUUGCUGAUAAAUAUGCGUAAUAUGAUGUCAUCAGUGAGA
Molecule: messenger RNA, 918 nt
Organism: Capsella rubella
Lineage: Eukaryota; Viridiplantae; Streptophyta; Magnoliopsida; Brassicales; Brassicaceae
Product: methylesterase 9
Exons: 3
Coding region: 75-899 (274 amino acids)
Biological process (GO): salicylic acid metabolic process; jasmonic acid metabolic process
Molecular function (GO): methyl salicylate esterase activity; methyl jasmonate esterase activity; methyl indole-3-acetate esterase activity
Source: RefSeq, a predicted model, not a curated record